GUUAACUUACUCACAAAAAACCUUGCACUCCAACUCAAGCCACUUUCCCCAAUCUCACUCCUCCGAUUACAUUCACCUUCGAUGAAAUUCAAUCCCUAGAUCUCUCUGUCGGCAGCCAUGGCGGAUCGGUAUACGAAAUGGAUGAAGGAAGAAUUCAAAACAUACGCCUACAUUCUCAUCUACAUCGCUCUCUCCAGCGGCCAGAUAUUCUUCAACAAGUGGGUUUUAUCAUCAAAGGAAAUGAACUUCCCAUAUCCCCUUGGAUUAACGCUGCUUCACAUGGUGUUCUCAUCUGCUCUAUGUUUUUUGGUCACCAAAGUUUUCAAGAUCAUGAAAGUCGAGGAAGGGAUGACUUUGGAUAUAUACAUAUGGUCUGUUGUCCCGAUUGGUGCGAUGUUUGCAAUGACACUUUGGCUUGGGAACACUGCUUACCUCUACAUAUCUGUUGCAUUUGCUCAAAUGUUAAAAGCAAUAAUGCCAGUUGCCGUAUUCAUUCUUGGGGUAUUAGCAGGACUUGAAGUGAUGAAUACUAGGAUGCUUCUGAUAAUGUCAGUUAUCAGUUUCGGGGUACUCGUAGCAUCUUAUGGAGAAAUAAGUAUCAGUUGGAUUGGUGUCGUUUACCAAAUGGGAGGUGUGGUUGGUGAAGCCCUAAGGCUGAUAUUCAUGGAGAUUUUUGUGAAAAGGAAAGGAUUAAAACUAAAUCCUAUUUCCAUGAUGUACUAUGUCAGCCCCUGCAGUGCUGUUUGCUUGUUAAUCCCGUGGAUCUUCCUGGAGAUGCCUAAGAUGGAUGCACGGGGCACAUGGAGCUUCAAACAACCUCUUAUUCUCACACUAAAUUCUCUCUGCACUUUUGCACUCAAUAUUUCGGUUUUUCUCGUCAUUUCACAUACAAGUGCUUUGACCAUUCGUGUGGCUGGUGUUGUCAAGGACUGGGUUGUGGUUCUAGUAUCUGCACUCAUCUUUGCAGAUACAACGUUGACACCUAUCAAUCUCUUUGGUUAUGCUGUUGCAAUUGCCGGGGUAGUAGCGUACAAUAACCACAAGCUGAAGAAAGAAGCUACCCGAGUUUCUCCAGCCGAGCCAGCUGAAGCAGUCCCGCUAGUUUCAACACCAGACUCAAAUAGGUGAGAAACAGGGGAGCAUAUGGUGUUUACGAAGUCAGGUUUUUGGGCACAGCUACGGCCUUCAGUUCUGGAUACAUGUCUGUUGGGAACAACGUAAACUCAGCAUAUCUGUGUAGCUAAACCCGGGGUUUAAUACAGUUAUCAUUGUAUCAUUUAUUUGUUUUUUAGUCUCAAAUCUGUUUUUUUUUUUACAACAUAUUGUAAUCUGACCACGUGUAAAGUAGAGAUAUAUACACAUUCAUUUUGUGUUGUGCAGAAAGGUACAACUGCUUUAAAGAAACUUA
Salvia hispanica is the source of this 1408-nucleotide messenger RNA. RefSeq names its product Nucleotide/sugar transporter family protein. The record is from RefSeq and is a predicted model, not a curated record. Lineage: Eukaryota; Viridiplantae; Streptophyta; Magnoliopsida; Lamiales; Lamiaceae.